This is a messenger RNA of Pyricularia grisea, 444 nucleotides long. RefSeq lists its product as uncharacterized. Gene Ontology annotation, molecular function: ubiquitin conjugating enzyme activity. Gene Ontology annotation, biological process: protein polyubiquitination; ubiquitin-dependent protein catabolic process. The transcript has 5 exons. Gene Ontology annotation, cellular component: nucleus. The record is from RefSeq and is a predicted model, not a curated record. The coding region runs from base 1 to 444 and encodes 147 amino acids. NCBI's taxonomy places the organism in Eukaryota, Fungi, Ascomycota, Sordariomycetes, Magnaporthales, Pyriculariaceae.
AUGGCUUUGAAGCGCAUUAACAAGGAGCUCACUGAUCUCGGCCGUGAUCCUCCCUCAUCAUGCUCUGCCGGACCUGUUGGCGAGGAUCUGUUCCACUGGCAAGCAACUAUCAUGGGUCCUAGCGACUCUCCGUACGCUGGCGGCGUGUUCUUCUUGGCGAUCCACUUCCCUACCGACUACCCCUUCAAGCCUCCGAAGGUCAACUUUACCACCCGUAUCUACCACCCGAAUAUCAACAGCAACGGCAGCAUCUGCCUCGACAUUCUGCGAGACCAAUGGAGCCCAGCUUUGACCAUUUCUAAAGUUCUUCUCUCAAUCUGCUCUAUGCUUACCGACCCCAACCCCGACGACCCGCUCGUUCCCGAGAUUGCCCACGUCUACAAGACGGCGCGGCCCCAGUAUGAGAGCACGGCACGGGAGUGGACUCGUAAGUACGCGAUCUAG